Cyphomyrmex costatus is the source of this 2244-nucleotide messenger RNA. Its product is annotated as dentin sialophosphoprotein. Lineage: Eukaryota; Metazoa; Arthropoda; Insecta; Hymenoptera; Formicidae. Gene Ontology annotation, cellular component: nucleus. The transcript has 5 exons. The record is from RefSeq and is a predicted model, not a curated record. The coding region runs from base 106 to 1731 and encodes 541 amino acids.
GAACAUACGUAGUACAUAUGGACAUACAUCCAUGAAAUAAAUUGUUAUGAUCUUGUGACUUUAAGACGUGAAUUUGUACCGUAAAGUUGCAACUAUUGUCGUAAAAUGAUAGAAUCUAAUCACGGUGAUACUGAGGAGGAAAAUAUGGAUAUACUACAAUUAUCAUCUGAUUCUAUAAAUAAUACAUCAAUGAAAAGGCCAAAAGUAAAAUAUUCUGAGCAUGAAAUAGAUUCACCUAAAAAAAAGCAAUGUUCAUUUAAUGAACAGUUAGAUAAUAUAUCAGAAAGUGAUAACUCUGGAACUAUUUUAGAGAAAAAUGAUACAAAGGUAUGUUUUAUAAAAGUAGAAAAAUUUUGUCCAGAAGACCAGCAAAAUAUACAAGAGGCAUCACAAUUAGAAUUAGAUAUACACAAAAAGGCUAAGGAGGAACAAGGAAGUGAUUCAGAGCAAGAAAAUGAAAAAAGAGAUGAGAUUAACAUUACUUUAAAAAAAAAUCCUAGAAAAAUAGAUAUUAAAGAGGAAAUUGUAGAAAACAUGGAUAAUUUAUCCCAAAAGCCUAUUACAAGUGCAAGUGCGAUGUCUGUUUCUGAAAACGAGGAAGAAAGUACAGGCAAUGAGGUUAAAGAAAUUGACAAAACAAUAGAGACAGAGGAAAAUAACAAGGAGAAUAAAAUGAAAAAACGACAUAUUGCUAAGAAAUAUAUUGUGGACACAGAAGUGAUAAAUGGGCUGGAGCUUUCGGUGGAACGUGCGAGUGAUGAAUCUAAUUCUGACAAUGAAGACGAAAAAGAUGCAUCUAGUUCUGACAGUGAAGACGAAAAAGAUGCUAAGCCACGACCAAAGACAAUAAUCGAAAAGGCUGAGCCAAAUGAAUCAGAAUUAGACUAUUCAUCAGAAGGAGAAGGAAAGUCUGAUGAUUCGCAACAAAUCACUGACUCGUUCAAGAUAUCGCAAAAAAACAAGGCGAAGAGAAAAAUCUCGCAAACAAGUUUUAAUAAAUUAAAGACUUCUGAAUCAGAAGAUAAUCAAAAUAGUAAUUCAGAUGAGGAUUACAAUCCACGGACAAAAAAGAAAAUUGUAAAAUCUCCAACUAUGAAAAAAUCAACCGACAAACAUCGCUCGGGCGAAUCAAAAAGAGGACGAGGUAGAGAUAUAAGAAAUUCUCACAAAAAAAGUACUAAAUAUGUAUCUGAUGAUGAGAAUACAGCUACAGCAGAGAAAGCUAAUAAAACAGUUCAAAUUAAGAAUGGACAGGAGGAAAAAUUAUCGGAUGUGGAAUCUUCGAAAAGUGAAAGUGACAGUAAUUCUACGGAAGAGAACUCUAUGAAAAGUAGAAAGGGAAGAAAUAAUGCUAUAGAAAAUAAACAGAUAAAACAGAUAAAGAAUCUAAAAAAGUAUUUAUCCUUUCUUGGUGUGAGAUUACAUUAUCGCGUUUUUACUGAUUGUCGAACUCUUACUGCACAAAUUAAUCGUCUAAAGGAAAUAAUAAAGCAAAAUGGAGUUCAUGGUAGAAUAACGUUUGCAAAAUGUAAACGAGCAAGAGAAGAGAAAGCAAAGAUGAAGGAGGUAUCUGAAUUGGAUAAGUCAAACAUUAUAUCUGAAGGACGAAUUACGCGCGCACGAAGAAAUAGGAAUAAUGUUGAAAGGACACUUCCAGACACAUCACCGCGAAGUCAAGAGUAUAAGAAAUUUAGCCGUAUUCAAAUUGUUAUUGAUAGUGAUUCGGAGUAGAGAACAUAGCAUAUAUAAUGUCAAUAUUUACAUAUUGAAACAUCAACAGGUGCCAAUUGUGUAUAUGUCCUGUGUGCACAUUGUGUGUGUGUGAAGUUGAUGUAUCAUUUCGUGGAAACUCAUUAAAUAUUGAGAGUGAAUGUAUUUUUAAUAAUUCUAUAUCUCUAAAUAAAACUAAUAGUUUUGCCCUUUAAAGCGAAAAAAAAACAGACGCCAGGUUCACACACGUACACAUUGGCCUGUUCUAUGUCUAUGUUGAAUGUUUUGUAUUUUCAUAUUUUCGUAUUCAGUUAUCUUUUUUAUUAAUAUUAUAGUGGGCUAUCAAUCAUAUAAUUUUCAUGUACUGUGUAUUACGUUAACAAUAUUGAUCAGUGAUGUUAGUAUGUCGAGCUAUCUUUUCUAGCAAGCAUUAUAUUUAUCAGUAUGUUGGGCUUUCUUCUCUAAUAGGUAUUAUAUUUGUAAAACGGAAAGCUAAAAAUUUUUAUUUCUACUUAAUAUAAAUUAUUGAUAGCU